AUGGGCGGUAUUGGAAAGACCACAGUUACUCAACUGGUGUAUAAUGAUAGGAGAGUGGAGGAAUGUUUUGACCUUAAAGCAUGGGUUUGUGUUUCAGAUGAAUUUGAUCUUGUCAAGAUAAUGAAAACCAUUCUUAAGGCAAUCAAUUCUGGGACUUCUAAUGACAAUGAUUUGAAUCUGCUUCAACUUAAAUUAAAGGAGAGCCAUAGCAGGGAGAAAUUCUUACUUAUCCUUGAUGAUGUUUGGAAUGAAGACUAUAUUAACAGGUGGGUAAGAGUUGAAGGCAAAGCAUGUGCUCUUGCAGGCCACUACCCGCCUGUUGUCGUGAGAUCUCACUUGGAGACCCACCGGACACAUGGUGUUGAGAAGGUUGACGUUGGAAAGAUGAAAGGUGGGGAUAAUCUCGGCUGGUGA
This is a messenger RNA of Vitis vinifera (wine grape), 414 nucleotides long. Its product is annotated as putative disease resistance protein RGA3. The transcript is spliced from 2 exons. Gene Ontology annotation, biological process: defense response to fungus. The record is from RefSeq and is a predicted model, not a curated record. Lineage: Eukaryota; Viridiplantae; Streptophyta; Magnoliopsida; Vitales; Vitaceae. The coding region runs from base 1 to 414 and encodes 137 amino acids. Gene Ontology annotation, molecular function: ADP binding.